UGCGUUCCGCUCCGCUGCAGUUGGAGCCUUGGUAUGGCUUGGAUCACAGGUGAUUUCGACCAUCAUGGGCUAGCGAUGUCACUCAGGUAUGUUACACGAAUCAGCUGUGGACUGAUGAGGAAUGUACUGACGCUCAACCAUGCUGGAGAGACUGAGGUGAUGAAUUUACAUUCCUUUUAUUCAUUGGGCCCAUCUUAUUUUAGGGUGCCAUAUGCCAUCCUAUGCUUGUGUUCUCGAUCAUUUGGGUACUUCUGAAUAUGUUUGAAUCUCACAGUUGAUAAGUUAAUGUUGCUGUUGGUUUAUGGUGAAUAAUAUUUUAUCAUGAACGCCUAUAUUGCUGUGUACAACUGACCUUUUUGAACUUAAAGCGUCACAUUUAAGUGAUUAUUUUUAUAGGUGGCAACCUUUUGUAGCACGCACAUUCAUUUCAAUGUUAGACAGUUAUGUCUUGGAGAGAUGGCCACACCCACUUUUCACUUAAGCUUCGAUCUCACUAAAAAUACUGUAUCUCCUAUUUGUCUAGUAGUGAAAAUCAAACUGCCAUCUUUUGCAUCUGUGGAACAGUGGAACUUGUUUGGAAACUCUACUGUCUAUCAGUGCUAUGUGUGCUGUUUUUUCCUACCCUAUCACCAAUGUUACAUAAUGCUAUAUAAUAUCAAACAUUCUGGGUGUGCAGUCUGGAUGUUGCUUUAUGUUACUCAAUAUGACUUCCCGUCGUCUGAAUGUGAGUUCCUUAAUCACCAUGGGUGUAAGUCUAUCAUUGCACCCUCUGCCUUUCAUUGUCAGUGGGGGUUUAACUGCACAUCUUUUUUUUAUUAUUAAUAUUCUUUUUAAAGAUUAUUUUAUUGGGCUUUGUAUGCCUUUAAUUGGACAGGACAGUAGAGAGAAUGACAGGAAGUGAGUGGGAGAGAGAGCUGGGGUGGGGGAAUCGAACCCGGUUCGCCGGCGUGCGGUGCAGGUGCUCCAGCCAGCCGCACCACGGCUUGGGCCUAACUGCACAUCUUGACUUGACGGGAUGUAUACAUCUGUGUCUGUGUUUCACUCAUCUUCAGAAGGUCUGCCAUUUUUGUUGUUGCGGUUAAAUGCAUAUUUUCUUAUGGAUACUAUGUUAUGGACAGCUGCCAAUUCUUUCUGCACCUCUGUCUUGCAGAUGCAGUUGGCUGGAUACCGGGUCAAGAAUGCUUGAUGAACGCUUUUUGUCUUUUCUUAUUGUGCUUUUUUUUGUUGUUGUUGUGCUUUUUUUGGUUUUCUUGCUUAUGAUGAUCCUGUCAACUGUGUGGUCAUGAUGCCUGUUUCAAAUCAUAAUAAACUAAAUAUUGUGUCUGUGUGUGAUUUCUUACAACCUGCAUUUACACUGUGAUCAACAAUCAUGCAUAUAUAUAUAUAUUUAUGUUUUUACUUGGUGUAUCAGUCAAGUGAACUCCCUCACUUCACUAAAUCUCUCUCUCUCUCUCUCUCUCUUGCACUAUUUCAGAAUGGGUCGAUUUACUAGAACAGAAAUGCAAGGAUGCUGAUGUUGUCUGUAAGCUGAACACCCUGCAGGAUCUGACGAAGAACUUGACAGCGUCUUCCAGAUUGCCGCCUUCGGUUUUGUUCCGCUCACUGGACGCGCUGCUAGAAGCUCCCCCGGUGGGCCACGAGGACGCCGUGCUCCAGCUCACAGAGAUGCUGGUGCAGAACGUGGAGACCUCCACUGUCACCACGCAACACAGAGAACACAUCACAAACAACAACACAGAGGUGGACAUCAUGCAUGUAGGACCAAAUACUUCCCUGACAGGGUCCUUGCAGCUGAAGACCACUGACAUUGUUCUUGAAAUUGAUCUUUUGGGAAUCGCACAAAACAACAAUGGUUCAGCAUCUGUGGUCCUCUUAACUUCCAACCACUUGCACACUGUCUUCAACAACAGCCAUUUCCAUACAGCAAAUGUGAAACGCACAUACAUGGGUGCCAAAGUGGUGUUAAUUGGCUUGCCCCAAGCAAUGGUCAAGACCUUGUCCAAGCCAAUCAACCUGACCUUUCAACACUUUAAUGUCUCAGACCCAGCGGAUAAGCCUGCCUGUGUGUACUGGAGUGAGGGUGCUUGGGCCACGGACGGCUGUUCUGCCAGCGAGUCCAACUCCACACACACAGUGUGCUCCUGCACCCACCUGUCCACCUUUGCAAUGAUCAUGCAGACGAACCCAACCACUGAGCAGAGUGAUCCUGUUGUAGAGGCACUGGGUGCAUUUUUCGUGCUUGUCGGCCUCGUCUUCCUGACCCUAGCCUUGUUGACCUUUGCCCUCUGCCGGCGCAACUCCAGAGUGACCAACAUGGCGCGGCUCAACCUCUCCGUGUGCCUGCUGCUGGCUCACGCCCUCUUCCUCCUCACUCAGACGACCCUUCGCCUCAUCCAGCCACUCAUGGCCCUGUGCAAGCUGCUGGCCGGCGUGCUUCACUUCCUGUUCCUGUGUUGUUUCGUGUGGAUGUCCGCCGAGGCCGUGCUGCUCUUCCUGUCCGUCCGCAAGCUGCGGCAGAUCAAGGCCAAGGACCGCACGGGCCCGCACUGGCGAUACAAGCUUCUGAUUGGCUAUGGGAUCCCACUGGUCAUCGUGGCCAUCUCUGCAAUAGCCAGGCCUGACGGACACGGAAGUGACAAGUGCUGGCUGGUGACAGAGAAUGGAUUCAACUGGAGUUUUCUUGGUCCUGUCUGCUUGAUCCUCUCUGGAAAUAUCAUACUCUUCAUCAUCAUCUUCCUCACCAUCCACACCACUCUGAAGUCGGCACGCAGCGAAGCCUCUAAGGUCAAAUACACCAGACUGCUCCUGUUCAAAAUCAUGGCCCAGUGCGUGAUCCUCGGCUGCCCCUGGAUAUUCCUGAUGGCCUCAAAGGAGAGUAGAGUGCUGGAGGUCCUCUUCGUCUUCCUCACCUCCCAGCAAGGAACCGUCAUCUUCCUCAUCCACUGUCUCCUCAACGAUGAGGUGCGUAAGCAGUACGCCACCUGGUGGCAGAAUUAUGUGAGCAGCAAACUCCAAAGCGGCUCGACCUCCGUCGUCCUCACAGCAAUGACUCAACAAAGCAGCAAUUCACAGACUGGACACACCUCUCUGAACACCUACACCGAAGCCGAGCCUGACAAGGGUGAUUAGAGUGUCUGGGUGGAAGUUGCUCAAGACUCGUUAGAGGUGAAAUUCACAGCAAAUUUUUCCGUUUUUUUUUUCCAAGCUGUCCAACUUUUGCCAAGUUACAGUUUUUCUUCAUGGCAAAGAUGUACUUAAAGAAAUAAACUUUUUUUGUGAGUCAUCAUUAAAAAACAACAGUUUUUCAAUAGAAUUAGUAUUUUUACAGUUUAAGUGCAUCUUAGCCAUUGGGGAAAUCUGCAGUUGUUUUGACGAAGCAUCAAAGCAAUACAAACUUCAAUAGACCUCCAAAGCUGUUGCUCAUUAGUCCAAAAUGAGUGUCAUAUUACAACUAGAAUGUAUUUCAAUUAUUAGAAUUUGAUUGGUGGUUCAAUUGUGGAAAAAAUGUAACAGAUUUUGGGAAUAAAAAAAAUACAUUUUACUGUAUUUGGAUUAGAUUUCCGAAUAUUCCUCUUGAUUGACCAAAACUGACCCUUUUCUAUGUGUAAACAUACAAAGUAAACAUAACAAAGUAAGCCAUGCCUUCUUAUGUUUUAUUUCCAAUUUCAUAACUUCACAAAUGUGUAUUUAGCCUGUUUUACUUUUUAGAAUAAGCAUUCUCUGUUGAUAUUGUUAUUGUUAUUUCUAGUAGCCUACAUAUUUCUAGAUGGAAGUCUAGUCUAGUCUGUCUUUUGCAUUUUUUCGUAUUUUUUUAUUAGGUUUUUGCAUAAAAUGUAGUAAGAAUGUUGUGUGUAACAAAUGUAUUCUUCAUAUGAAUAUGUAUGUGUUAUUAUUAAAUAUUGCUUUAAUUAUAUGGGUACUAUUAUUUCCAUUAUUAGAUUUAAAUUGUUAGAAUUUGAUUGGUGGAUUGGUGGAGGAAAUUAUAACAAAUUGUUUUUGGGGAAAAAAACAAAAUAUGUUAUUAUUAGGUGCAAAUUGGAUCUCCAAACAAUCCUCUUGAUAGCUUGUUUUUAGCUUGUUUUAGUAUAGCUCAGUAUUACUUAAAUUGCAAUACUGAUUACAUUGACCCUUUUCUAUGUGUAGAAAUAAAAAAUAAGCCAUGCCUUCCUACAGUAUGUAUUUUAUUUCCAAAUCCAUAACUUCACAAAUGUGUGUUUAGCCUAUAUUUCUGUUUUUAACUUUUAGAAUAAGCUUUCUCUGUUGAUAUUAUGACUGUAAUUUGUAGUAGCCUACCUAUUUUUAUGAGAGAUUUUUUUCUAUAAACAAUUUCCAAGUCUGUCAUUUCCAAGUCUGACAUUUUUUUUAGGUUGUUGAGUAAAAUGUUUUAACAAUCUCAAAUGUAAUCUUCACAUGAAUAUGUAUGUGUUAUUAUUAAAUA
Sardina pilchardus (European sardine) is the source of this 4438-nucleotide messenger RNA. Its product is annotated as adhesion G protein-coupled receptor E3-like. Bases 1666 to 3129 code for a protein of 487 amino acids. Gene Ontology annotation, cellular component: plasma membrane. Gene Ontology annotation, biological process: adenylate cyclase-activating G protein-coupled receptor signaling pathway; cell surface receptor signaling pathway. The transcript is spliced from 12 exons. The record is from RefSeq and is a predicted model, not a curated record. Gene Ontology annotation, molecular function: G protein-coupled receptor activity. NCBI's taxonomy places the organism in Eukaryota, Metazoa, Chordata, Actinopteri, Clupeiformes, Clupeidae.